UUCGCUGAGAAGUUAGGAGACCACCUGUCAUGCAAGCUUGCCUGUUGUUCGUUUGCGAAAAUUAGUUGUUCUCUGUCCUUUUACCUUUGGUGGGGGUGUGAUAGGCCUGUCCGGGAAGAGAUUUAUGGUUGGAAGUUACAUGUAGGUGACAGCAGGCUUCAAAGCCUGUUUGACAGGAGGAGGAGGAAUGAAGGCUCUGCGGGGAGCGUGGCUUGGAAUACUGGUCACACUUCUAUCGAUGCUCAAAGUCAAGGGCCAAAGCAGCAUAUUGUUCAACUCCAGCCUCUAUGGACCAUGCACUACGGCCUCGCCAUGUAUGAGUCGACAAGGAGCGAUUAUAGUUGGUGGUUUCUUCUCUGUCCACGAUUCCAAUAAUAAGUCGACGUGCGGAGAUGUGAGACCUGGUGGUGGGCUUCAAAGGUUGGAAGCUGCGAGAUGGGCAUUGGAGAAUUUGCCUCUCGUUCCCACCUUGGCGCUCAACACUCAAACUACAAUCGGAUAUGAUUUGAGAGACACCUGCUCAACUGAAACGAUUUUACGAGAUCACGCCUUGGAAUUCAUAAACACUGGGAGUUCCUGCAUUCAUCGAGGAAAGCCAGUGUCAAUUGUUCUCGGGGCAUCCUCCAGUGGACUGACGUCUGCCCUCACAAAUAUUCUCACUCUUUUCGACCUACCACACAUUAGCUACGCAGCGUCAUCAGAUAUCCUUAGUAUGAGUGGUGAUACCACGUUGUUCUAUCGUACCGUUCCUACUGACCAGUAUCAAGUUUCCUCAGUUAUAGCGCUAAUGGAACACUUCAAUUGGUCGUAUGUGUCGUUAGUUUACUCCAAUGAUGACUACGGCCAAGCAGCAAACCAGGAUUUUAUUCAGCGACAGAGGGGUGCUGGCAACAGCUCUUUCCGCUUCUGCCUGGCCGCAUCUAUUGCAGUGGGCGUGCAUGCCGAAGAUAGCACGUAUCAUGAUGCAUUGGCGGAGCUGACUCGCAAUGAGGACACUGUGUGGCAUCGCAACGCCACCAUUGUCAUUUUAUUUAUGUCUGCCAAGUCGUCGCAGCGAUUUUUAGAAGUUGUGCAAGGCAGUGGAGUCUUACAAUCCAGACCGAUGACCUUCAUUGUCAGUGACACAUUGUCCGGUGAUGUGUACUCCCUACGCAAUUUAGGUGAUAAAGCUCUGGGAAUUCUGUCCGUUGAGCCCUACUUUGCUGAUGACGAUCAUGUGAAGAUGUUCCUGGACGAUUUUGAGGCCAGAACCUUCUCAGCAUUUCCAAACACAAUUGGUAACUGGUACACCGACUACUUCAAGGCUCUGUUCCCGAACUGUACGAACUUUAAUUCACCGCCAUGCAGGAAUCACCGAGUUCGUGACAGCAAGCUCUAUACACCUGACUCGAAGGUAGCAUCAACCAUUCGCGCAGCAGAAGUGGCUCUCACUGCUAUUCACGAAACCCUCCGCCAAACAUGUGUUGCACCUGGGUUUUGUUCUGCAGCAAGGGAUAGUAGACCUACUGGUAAUGUUGUGGAUUCAACAUUACUCUCUAAGAUUCUUCCAGCGCUGAAUAUCACCAACAACAAGACGAGAGUUGCGUAUGAUAAGUCAACCCGCUCCUUUCUCGAUGUGGCUCACCCAUACAGAUAUGUGGUGAAAAAUGUGAAGCGAGCGAACUCUUCAGUCAUGCAGCAGUCAGGUCGAACAGUUGACUUUGUUGAGGUAGGCACGUGGAGCCGCGAGAUGGGUUUGAGGAUGACACAGCCAGUGCGUUUGGGCAAUGGCGAAGCACUACAGAAGUCGAUCUGUGCCGAGCAGUGCCUGGAUGGCUACUACCGGCGCCUGCUGACUACCGACGGCGAUUGUUGUUGGUCGUGUGUGAAGUGCGCUCCCCAUCACUUUGCACGCGACAACACGGUGGUGUCGUGUGUGCGCUGUCCGUCCAGUAUGGCAGCGAAUAGUCGCCAAACUGGCUGCGUUGACCUGGUGCAGGAAUACAUUGGCUAUUCCAAUGCUGUCGGUGGCUUUACCGUGGCGCUUACCGUCAUUGGCCUAGUAGCCACGCUUGUUGUGAGUGCUGUCUUCAUCAAGAACAUGACCACUCCACUUGUUGUUGCCUCUAGCCGUGAGCUGAGCACUUGCCUACUCAUUGGAAUUCUGUUCUCCUACCUUUUAGUCUUUCCCUUCUUCUUGCCACCGUCUCCCGCAGCCUGUGGUAUUCGGCGGGUUGGCCUUGGCUUCACACUGUCACUUUCUCUGUCCGCACUCCUGGUCAAGACCAAUCGUAUCUCGCGUAUCUUCAACAGGCGCUCGGGAGCUGGCCGCCCAAAGUACAUUAGUCCUGCAUCACAGCUUGUGUUUACUGGAUGUUUCGUUCUGGUUGAGGUCAUACUACUGUGUGUGUGGCUGAUAUUGCAGCCGCCAACUCCCUUCCUGAAGGUUGAAACAGCAAACAGCAAGCUGCUGCUUGUCUGCAAGUUCUCCAGUUCCUUUGGCCUGUCAAUCUCCCUGGCUUACAAUAUCAUCCUACUUUUGCUUUGCACGUACUAUGGCGUGAAGACGAGGAAGAUUCCAGAGAACUUCAACGAAGCCAAGUACAUCAACUUCAGCACAUACACUAUCUGCGCUGUCUCGUUUGCCUUCAUUCCUGCGUUUGCCACGGUGCGCGAGGAUAUCAAACCAACAAUGCUGAUCCUGCCGCACAUUCUCAACAUGACGUGCAUGUUGGCCUUCCUAUUUGUGCCAAAGGCAUAUAUCAUAGUGUUCCAUCCUGAAAAGAAUGUGCGCAGCACAGCACGCCGGAAGUCCAAGGAUUACGGACGCAAGUAUCAGAUGCGCCACACGUCACGCAAGCGCCAGAGCAACAACUCAACUGGAUCGCCGGCGGACAGCGACGUAGCGCAGCCCCUGCCACGCAGUGCGCAAACAGACAUCCUUGACGAAUGCGGGAACAAGGACAUGUUAGAUUCCGGAGUGGUAUUUUUCCUGCAAACCAACUUGACACCAAUGCCGCCGUCACCGUUCAAGAAUACAAAUGAGCUUGAAGUCUGCCGUUAGAGAAGCCUUUUAGAAUACUGUCCACCUCUGUUCACCCCGAUGUACAUCUCGUAGAAUAUAUCUGCCAGUUCCUUGGACGAAUGAACGGCUAUCAGUUUUAACUUAACCGCGUUAGUUACGCUGGUCAUCUUCAUAGAUACGAAGGAGGUGGCGUGGGCAUGUUUUUAAUCUAGUACCCUGCAGCUGUGCUGCCACUAUGACUAUUUUUAACCUGUAGGAUGAGAGUGCAUGCUUGUAAAUUGAAUGUAGGCAGUGCACAUGAGACAGUGUAGUUUUAAAUUAGUGAUGUAUGCAUGCUAUCGAUGACUCUUAUCUUGAAAUGCCUCUGCGUAAAUGGAAAUGGCUUGAAAACACCUCAAUGAAUCUAAAUGCAUGAUAGCAGUCGCCAUGUAGCAGCUGUCUACGAUAACAUGAUAUUGUUAAAUUGUUAACGCUGAUUCCCAUGAGUAGCCUUGUGCUGGUGCUGAAUAUGGCGAGGCACUGAACUAGUCUCUGCUUAUCUAUAAAAAAUCUUAUUGUUGAAGCAGUGCUCAAAGAUUAUGCACUGAAUCUAGCUACUAACCUGCCUUGAGUGAUGAUUCCUUUAACACGAAUCCCUGGAAGAUAUAAUCUGAGACACUGGGACUGCUUUGAAAGGACGAUGAUGUAAACUUCUUUACAGUUGUGCUAAACGCACAGUGCAGUUGUGUGCGUAAAAGCAUGCGAUUACUUGGAGGGUGUGUGUCGGUGUGGAAUGUAUAUACAUGUAGACUCUACUAGAGGUAUGGCUACCUGUUGAGGUAUAUACAUUUGGAAUGUAUACACAUGUAGAGGUAUGGCUACCUGUUCUAAGCAGCAAAGCCUGACUGUACAGUGGUUUCGCCAAGUCCCGUGCCUGCUCACUUCUCUCCACUGCACUUCCCUCCAUGAGUUGCUGCGUGGAGUCAAGUUACACUUUCCCCAUCCUCAGCCCUGAUCGGCUAGCUGUGCGGGAUCGGUCAUUUUGUGGCUGACUGCUGGUCGUCUGGGGAACUCUUAUCCCUAUUCCCAAUCCUGCCCACUUACAUGUCAUUCUUGUUCACGGCUAAAGUUUAAAGCCUAUAUGUAUACACGAGUCACAGAGUACCACGCAUCUGGAUUGUUGUAACUAAUACUUGUAGUUUCAUGCCAGAUGGCAAUCUUCAGACAACUGAAUGUAUAUGUAUGGGGAUCAUCUCUUGAGCCACCAUUCCCCACGCAUGCAUGGUCUCUGGAAUAUACUGUACUUUCCCAAAUUUUCGUUCAUUGCAUCUUUUUUAUACCUAACUUUCAAGAGCUAGCCUAACCCUGACACACAUCCGAUAAGGGACUGCUUCUCCUUACCUGCAAUUUCUGUCUUUUGCCCUCCUAUCGAAAAUUCUGAGCACCGAAAGAUUUCCGAGAUUCAAAUACCCACAUGCAGCUCAAUGCUAGGAGACCCCUUCCAAUGGACGUUCAAACUAUUGGUAGCCUGCAGCUGGCAUUUUAGCAACACACCCCUGAUAACGUUUUGCAUUUCGGUAUACAGCCAGUCUGACGCUGCAUACGAGCUUUGUUCUCUGUAUAACUGUUAUCUGUCACCUGGGAUUGACACGGUCCUCCUUCUUCGUUUUCUUCUGCUCCAUCACGCUUCUAUUUCUCUCUCUCUCUCUCUCUCUC
Sycon ciliatum is the source of this 4699-nucleotide messenger RNA. Its product is annotated as metabotropic glutamate receptor 3-like. Gene Ontology annotation, molecular function: adenylate cyclase inhibiting G protein-coupled glutamate receptor activity. Gene Ontology annotation, cellular component: plasma membrane. Gene Ontology annotation, biological process: G protein-coupled glutamate receptor signaling pathway; regulation of synaptic transmission, glutamatergic. The coding region runs from base 188 to 3043 and encodes 951 amino acids. The transcript is spliced from 5 exons. The record is from RefSeq and is a predicted model, not a curated record. Lineage: Eukaryota; Metazoa; Porifera; Calcarea; Leucosolenida; Sycettidae.